AUGGGAGAUCCUGAAACACGGAUUGUAAUCGACUCCGGCACACAGGAAUGGCGAGUUGGAUUUGCCAGCGCGAAUUCGCCCACGGCGCGCAUCGUUCCGUCUGUUCAGGAAUUGGAGGGUACGGAAGUAGUCCAGAAUGGUGUGGUGCUUGAAUUUAAGUCUACAAACCAUGCCGUCAACUACUUUGCUAAACACAUCAGAAAGGCUGCCUCACAUCUCAAGGUGGACCCGAGAUCGUCGCACCUGCUUCUCUCCGUCCCUCAGAAAAUGUCAGAAGAAUAUCGCCAACGACUAACUGAGGAACUCUUCGAGGGAUUCAACUUUAAGUCCGUCUUUUAUGUCAGUCAGCCGUUACUGGCCGCCUACUCGUCUGGCUACUUCAACUGUCUAGUGGUUGAUUCUGGCUACUCAAACACGGGUAUUUUGGCAGUCAAAAACCUCUACCCCUUGCAAGAAAGUGAGAGAGUUCUCCCCCUAGGCGGCAGAAACAUCGACCGAUAUUUGAGACACCUAACGGGCAGCAAACUGAACGCCUACAAUGAAGCGGAUCUGCGGCAUGUUAAGGUUAAUUACUGUUCCGUAGGCUCGCAUUUCCCGAAAUCGGGUGAUGUGCAUAGAUCGUUAAUUGUAAUGCCCGAUGGGAAUAGAAUCGCGAUGGGAGAGGAGUUGCUGCUGGCACCUGAGAUGCUCUUCAAUCCGAGUCUGGGCGGACUGCCCGACGUCAUGCCAAUCGAUCAGGCCGCGAUCAAGUCGGCCUUGAGCCUGGACGAGAACGACUCCUACGCAGUCCUGGAGACGGUUGUUUUGGCUGGCGGGAACUGCGUUUUUCCUGGAACCGCGUCCAGAAUGCAGCUGGGAAUCGCGACGCGGACGGUGCCGCUGAUUAACAAGAGAGUGGUGAAGCACAAGAAGGAAACAGAUGCAGUUUGGGUUGGUGGGACAAUAAUCGCCUCUACCCAGACCUACUCAAAGGUGUGUAUUACCAGGGAAGCCUACAAAGAGCGUGGACCAACCAUCGCUACUGAGAGGUGGCUCUGA
Mesocestoides corti is the source of this 1038-nucleotide messenger RNA. NCBI's taxonomy places the organism in Eukaryota, Metazoa, Platyhelminthes, Cestoda, Cyclophyllidea, Mesocestoididae. The record is from the annotation of a GenBank genome assembly.